This is a messenger RNA of Bacidia gigantensis, 1935 nucleotides long. RefSeq lists its product as uncharacterized. Gene Ontology annotation, molecular function: DNA binding; DNA topoisomerase type I (single strand cut, ATP-independent) activity. Gene Ontology annotation, biological process: DNA topological change. Gene Ontology annotation, cellular component: nucleus. The coding region runs from base 1 to 1935 and encodes 644 amino acids. The transcript has 6 exons. The record is from RefSeq and is a predicted model, not a curated record. Lineage: Eukaryota; Fungi; Ascomycota; Lecanoromycetes; Lecanorales; Ramalinaceae.
AUGGCGAGGAAAAUAUUGUGCGUGGCUGAAAAGCCCUCGAUUGCAAAGGCUGUUGCGCAACAUUUAGGUGGAGGAACGGUUGGGACACAUUCAAUCAGGGGCAAUCAAUACGUAAAGAAUUAUCGCUUCAAUUUCGCCUUCAGUCCACCAUGGGGCAAUUGCGAGGUCACAAUGACGAGCGUCCUAGGACAUCUGCACGAGAAUGAAUUUGCCCCGGAGUUUAAGAAUUGGAAUGCUCAUUCACCUGCUGUGCUGUUCGAGGCUCCCAUCAAUGGCAGAGUCGCCACCGACAAGAAGGCAAUAGCUGAGAAUAUUAGACAACAAGCUCGCUAUGUGCAUUCGCUCUUUAUAUGGACUGAUUGCGAUCGUGAAGGAGAGCAUAUUGGCUCCGAAAUCAGGAUGGCCGCGUGGGAAGGGAAGCCUGGUCUUGAGAUCAAGAGAGCCAAAUUCAGCAACACCGAGAGAAUGCACGUCAUUUACGCCGCUCAGCAUCCGGUUCAACUUGACGACCGGCAGGUCAAUGCUGUUGCCGCAAGGAUAGAGCUUGACCUUCGACUUGGUGCAGCCUUCACGAGAUUCACUACCCUCACACUGCAGACCCUGGGACCGCCUUUAUCUAGUGGGACUGGAGAAAAGAGUAAGGUGAUCAGUUAUGGUUCCUGUCAAUUUCCUACGCUGGGAUUUGUGGUUGAUCGCUACUUCAAAGUACGAAACUUCCUUCCAGAAAGAUUCUGGAGUAUCCAAGUGACUCAUCAUCGAGACGGGAUUGAUGUGAGCUUCUCUUGGAGGCGCCGUAGAUUGUUUGAUCGGCCUGCUGCUAUUGUCUUGUUCGAGCGGUGUAUAGAUGCAAAGCUGGCAAAGGUCACCAAAAUUCAACAAAAGCCCACAAGCAAAUGGAGACCACUACCAUUGACUACUGUAGAGUUACAGAAGCUUGGAUCUAUGUUCCUCCGCAUGAACAGCUCUCGGGUCAUGCACAUCGCCGAGGAACUAUAUAACAAAGGCUGGAUAAGUUAUCCACGAACCGAGACAGAUCAAUUUGAUCGUGGCAUUGAUCUCAAGAAGCUCGUGGAAAAGCAGACCCAAGACCGUACUUGGGGGCCGUACGCUCAGGGCUUGCUUGGAGGGCGCUUCAAGCAGCCCCGUAGCGGUCGCAACAAUGACCAAGCUCAUCCUCCAAUUCAUCCAGUCAACUAUGUGGUGCCAUCCUCAUUACAAGAUGACGAGCGUCGAGUGUAUGAAUUUGUGGUCCGUCGAUUUUUGGCCUGCUGCUCAGAAGAUGCAAAAGGUCAUACUACAACCAUUGAGAUUGCUUACGGCCCAGAAACCUUCUUCACAAACGGUCUCGUUGUACUGGAACGAAAUUAUCUUGAUGUUUACCCGUACGAGAAGUGGAACAGCAGCCAGCCGUUACCCCAAUUCCGGCUUUAUGAGACCUUUGAGCCUACAGAGGCCAACAUCACAGAUGGUAAAACCACAGCACCAGGCUACUUGACCGAGCCAGAGCUUAUCAGCUUGAUGGACGCGAACGGUAUUGGCACUGAUGCUACCAUGGCGGAGCACAUCAAGAAGAUUCAAGACCGGGAGUAUGUGCAGGCGAACACUGGCUCACGAAGCACUACUGAGAACAUCGGUAAUAAUGACAGGGGUGGUCGACGUGGUUCUGGCACUGUUCAACAGUUCAUUCCUACAACGCUUGGGGUGGCGCUAAUUGAGGGCUACGAUAGCAUAGGUCUGGAGACCAGUCUCGGCAAGCCCUUCUUGCGAAAGGAGAUGGAGAUAAAAAUGCGGCAGAUUUGUGAUGGGACAAAAACACGCAGUGACUUUGUGCAAGAGACUUUAGAGCAGUAUCGAGAGGUCUAUGCGAAGGCAAAUCAACAGCAAGAUGCGCUGAAGAAAGCUGCUAGAAAGUAUGUACUGAACGAGCAGGUGUGA